Messenger RNA from Salvelinus namaycush (lake trout), 2333 nucleotides. Its product is annotated as transmembrane protein 200A-like. The record is from RefSeq and is a predicted model, not a curated record. The transcript is spliced from 2 exons. Lineage: Eukaryota; Metazoa; Chordata; Actinopteri; Salmoniformes; Salmonidae. Bases 617 to 2116 code for a protein of 499 amino acids.
UCUCUAUCCUUGAAGAUGCUGCAGAAGAGCUUUAUCUACAAGCUACCAUUCCAUGGAGGAAUAGAAAGUGGACAUGAUAAUACAUCUUGGUUCUACUCCAAAAGGAUUAUGAAGUGGACAGUGUUUUCCCCCCAGAUGUGAACACUUUUGCUAUCAUGUUCUUCAUAAGAAAUGUUCUGCCAAAGCCAACUCUAAAGUUAGUAGGCUAAACUGAAAACAUAUUUGAUUAUAUUCUGGACAUGAAACUGAAGUUUAUGAGCCGACUGUAUGUGAAUCACCGGGCAUCAGUGACAACAAGUUGAGACGGUUAAAAGAAAAACAAUAGUCAUUCUCCGCGCGUCAGGCAGCUUGGAGCAGUUUAUACAGCCGUGUGGCCAACAGUCCGGGUGCGCGUUUAGGAAAUGGAGCGAAAUAAUGAAAGCUUGUUUCUUUGGAAAUGUAUUAUUUUUCGUGUCGGCAUCCGAUUAUAAAUGUAAUGGGAAUACAAACAGACAUAACAAGUCAAACAUGAGUGUUGAGAAACAUGGCUUAUGUUAUAUUUUCCUAUGCGUAAUGGACAAAUAACAUUAGCUAUAGAGAAGCACCCUCGUUUACAGGGCCAUAGACAGCUGUAGUGAUGAUUUCAGCUGGGGGAGUGAUCACAGGCCAUCUUGCUGCGCUGAAGAGGCAGGACUCUGCCCGCUCCCAGCACCACCUGCCCAUCCAGUCCCCAGCCCCAGGAGAGAUCCAGGAGAAGAGGAAGGCCAAGCGUAAAACCCGGGCCGAUGUGGUGGUGGUCAGGGGGAAAAUCCGCCUCUACUCUGCCUCUGGGUUCUUCCUCAUCCUGGGUGUGUUGAUCCUGAUGGUGGGCGUUGCUAUGGCCGUGCUGGGCUACUGGCCACACACAGAGCCCCUUGUAGCGGCCAACACCAAGCUAUCCACCAACGACACCAGGGUGACCCGAGAGCAGGGCGGUAAGCUGAUCCAGUUUUUUGAGCAGCACCUGCACUCUGAGAAGAUGAAGAUGCUGGGGCCGUUCACCAUGGGUAUUGGUAUCUUCAUCUUCAUCUGUGCCAACGCAAUCCUGCACGAAAACAGGGACCGGGAGACCAAGGUGAUCCACAUGAGAGACAUGUACUCCACCGUCAUCGACAUCCACAGCCUGCGGAUCAAAGAGCACAAGUACGUGAAUGGGGCCUACUCAGGCCCCUAUGGGGAGCAUGAGGUCAGAACCUAUGAGAACCAGUGUGCCUCCAAGCUAGCUGCUAACACCCUGCUAGGGUUCCCCGGUGUGGGGAACGACGUGAGGGUGUCACGCAGGACCGGCUCUAUGGAGGACGAGGAGGGUCUUCUCAACGAGGCCAAGGGGGGGCAUGGCCUUGUGCCUUCAUUCUGCAGAGAGCGCUCUGGCUCCAUCUUUGGCUUGCAGCAUGAAGGCAGUCGCCAUGAGAAGAGCAACUUCCCCAAGAGAUGCCAGACCAGGUCCAUCGUCUCAUCCUCCAUCAGCGCUUUUACCCUGCCUGUCAUUAAGCUCAACAACUGUGUGAUCGACGAGCCUGACAUGGACAACAUUACAGAGGACCUGGAGCACAUGAGGGUUAGGUCCAGACCCCCCUCUAUGCAGUCCCUUUCCCUGGCUGUGCCUGUCCCGGCAGACAUCGCCCAAGCCUACAAACCUCCUGGUGUCAUGCUCCUCAGGAGCAAUUCGGCCACAGAGUCCCACACCGUGUCCUCUCGUAGCUCUCUGUCCCCAGGUUCUGCCAGUGGGAGCUACCUGUCCCCCAGGGCGGCCCGGAAGGACUUUGGCUCCAACAACUCCCUCCACAUGCUGUCUUCUCACUCCAAGUCUCUGGACCUGGAUCGAAGGCCCACCACCCUGACAGUGAAGCCAGAGCAGAGGAAACAUCCCAGCUGGCCCCGACUGGACCGCAGCAACAGUAAAGGCUACAUGAAGCUGGAGAACAAGGAGGAUCCUAUGGACAGACUGCAGCUGCCCCAGGUAGCAGUCAAAAGGGAUUACACCAAGAAAGAGAAACUGCUCAUGAUCUCCAGGUCUCACAAUAACCUCAGCUUUGAACAUGAUGAGCAGUUCAUGAGCAACACUAUGAAACGAGGGAGCUCGGAGACCAGGUUUUAAACUCUUACAAAGCCUGGUCCCAGAUGUUUGUACUGUCUUGCAAAAAUGACCAUAAAGAUGUAGGAUCUUAAUUUGAGCCAGUUAGCUACGGCAGGAAAUAUUCUUGCAGUACCAGGAAAUGUGCAUUAUAAUUAAUGGACAUUUUUUGUAGGGGUUGAUACAUUUUUCAGUAGGGCAAAUCAAGUCUGACAUUUUAAAGUGGACAUUGCUAACUUUA